Molecule: messenger RNA, 1718 nt
Organism: Medicago truncatula (barrel medic)
Lineage: Eukaryota; Viridiplantae; Streptophyta; Magnoliopsida; Fabales; Fabaceae
Product: histone-lysine N-methyltransferase ASHH3
Exons: 14
Coding region: 203-1252 (349 amino acids)
Cellular component (GO): nucleus
Molecular function (GO): protein binding; histone methyltransferase activity
Source: RefSeq, a predicted model, not a curated record
ACAAAGAACCAAUUUUGCAGUUUGUUUUGAACUAUAUCUAUUCUCAACCAACAACGGCAGUUUCAUUCCCAAACAGUCACACAGUACUUAACCAUCAAUUUCCAUUUUCAAUUCAUUUCUCUUUCUCUUUCAAUUCAACGUUCUUUCAGUACCAGGCAGAGAAUACCUUUGAAGGAAGCAAGAGAGUCUUGUUGUGGAUUCCAUGCCCAUCAUGAAAAAGAAUUCCGAGCAGAAUCGUUUUGAAGCUGUAUUUACCAAGCUGAUGAACAAUCUUGGUGAAACUGUUGACUUUGAACUUCCAGAUUCGAUUAAAAACAGGACAACGCAGUACACCCAUAUAAAGCGCAAUGUAUAUGUCACUAAGAACCGCAAGAGAAAGAGUGAUGAUGGUAUAUUCUGUUCUUGCGAAUCGUCAUCUGAUUCUACUGCUGUAUGUGGUAGAGAUUGCCACUGUGGGAUGCUUCUGUCUAGCUGUUCUUCAGGCUGCAAAUGUGGGAUCUCAUGUCUCAACAAAGCUUUUCAGCACCGUCCUGUUAAAAAGAUGAAAUUAGUCAAGACUGAGAAAUGUGGAUCUGGAAUUGUGGCAGAUGAAGAUAUAAAGCUUGGGGAGUUUGUAAUUGAAUAUGUCGGAGAAGUUAUCGAUGAUAAAACAUGCGAACAGAGGCUUUGGAAUAUGAAAGAUCGCGGGGAAACAAACUUCUACUUAUGCGAAAUCAAUCGAGAUAUGGUGAUAGAUGCGACAAAUAAAGGAAACAAGUCAAGAUACAUCAACCAUAGUUGCUGCCCGAAUACUGAGAUGCAGAAAUGGAUAAUAGAUGGUGAAACUAGAAUCGGCAUAUUUGCAAGUCGUGAUAUAAAGAAGGGAGAACAUCUGACUUACGACUACCAGUUUGUUCAAUUUGGUGCAGAUCAAGAUUGCCACUGUGGUGCUGUUCAGUGUAGGCGUAAGCUGGGUGCGCGACCUACCAAGCCUAAGUUAGUGGCAUAUCAGACUAAUUGUGGGUUGCUUUCGUCUGGACAGGUUUAUCAGAAUGGAGGCCUGCAAACUGGUAGUUCUCGGGUUGUUGACCAUUCAAAAUGCUUACUCAAUUGCAUCGAUGAAGUUAUUAUGAUAAAACAACUUGGAAAUCUGAGAUUUGGGAUUAUUAAAUGGUUCGAUGAAUAUUCUCGAAAACACAAGAUCAUGUUUGAGGAUGGUUGUGUUGAAAUCUAUGACAUGUCAAAAGAAGAUUGGGAACUAGUGAGAUUGUGAUGCAACUCUUAAGCAGGAAUCACUUCCAUAGGUGCAGGUGAAGGAAGUGAAAAUUGGAGACAAUAUUCUUUCAUUGCAUGUGCAUAAUUCUUGUACUAUCAAACAAAAUAUGAAGAGGGAUACAUCAACACAAGUCAUAUUUGAUUGAAAUAUGAAAGUGGUAAUAAUUUUUUUUUCUUUCUUUUCUUCCAAGUUAAGUGUCCUGGAAGAAACCCUUGUAUUCUAUGCAAAUCCUGAUUGUACUGUAAAGUGAGGACUCAUGUUGCUCCAUUUACAGGGAUUUUGCAAUUGUUGUAUCAAUUCAAGUGUAUUUUUUUUAUUUUUUAGACCAUUUUUUAGCAUAAGGAACUCAUAAUUUAGUGAUGAAUUAGGGAGAGAAAAACCUGAAAUUUUUGUUUAAUGCAUUACUCUUGUUCAAUACAUGGAGGUUUGUAUCCAAUAAAGUUGGAGUUUCUCUGCUGGAUUA